This is a messenger RNA of Panthera uncia (snow leopard), 3667 nucleotides long. It is a transcript of the gene EFTUD2, whose product is annotated as elongation factor Tu GTP binding domain containing 2. Gene Ontology annotation, cellular component: cytosol; U2-type catalytic step 2 spliceosome; U4/U6 x U5 tri-snRNP complex. The coding region runs from base 267 to 3185 and encodes 972 amino acids. Gene Ontology annotation, biological process: mRNA splicing, via spliceosome. The record is from RefSeq and is a predicted model, not a curated record. The transcript has 28 exons. NCBI's taxonomy places the organism in Eukaryota, Metazoa, Chordata, Mammalia, Carnivora, Felidae. Gene Ontology annotation, molecular function: translation elongation factor activity; GTP binding; U5 snRNA binding.
CCUGAUCAGAUUCGUGCCUCCUCAGGCCUCAGUCUCUUUGAAGCAGCCCACAUCUUGGUUUGGGGACCCACGACGCCACCUCCUCGGUUCCUGGGUCCGCGGCUGGCAUUCCUCCCAGCCGGCCCUCAGGCAAAGGACUGUCCCCGGAGCAGAAACGCCUCUGCGGGGUCCUUCCGAACGGCGGGCGCAGCGGUGCGGCGGCGUGGGGCGGAAGCGCGGUCUCCGGCAGCGGACUAGGAGCAUUUGGCUGGGAGAGCGGUAGCAUCAUGGAUACCGACUUAUAUGACGAGUUUGGAAAUUAUAUUGGACCAGAGCUUGAUUCUGAUGAAGAUGAUGAUGAACUGGGCAGAGAGACCAAAGAUCUUGAUGAGAUGGAUGAUGACGACGAUGACGAUGACGUAGGAGAUCACGAUGAGGACCACCCUGGGAUGGAGGUGGUGCUGCACGAGGACAAGAAGUACUACCCCACAGCUGAGGAGGUGUACGGUCCUGAGGUGGAGACCAUCGUGCAAGAGGAAGACACCCAGCCUCUCACCGAACCUAUAAUUAAGCCGGUGAAAACCAAGAAGUUCACUCUGAUGGAGCAGACUUUACCUGUCACGGUGUAUGAAAUGGACUUCUUGGCAGAUUUGAUGGAUAACUCGGAGCUCAUCAGAAAUGUGACCCUCUGUGGCCAUCUCCACCAUGGCAAGACAUGUUUUGUAGAUUGUUUAAUAGAGCAGACUCACCCGGAAAUCAGGAAGCGCUAUGACCAAGAUCUGUGCUACACUGACAUCCUCUUCACAGAGCAGGAGAGAGGUGUUGGCAUCAAAAGCACUCCAGUGACAGUGGUCUUGCCAGAUACCAAAGGAAAGUCUUACCUCUUCAAUAUCAUGGACACUCCAGGACAUGUGAAUUUUUCUGAUGAGGUCACAGCUGGCUUGCGCAUCUCAGAUGGAGUUGUCCUUUUCAUCGAUGCGGCUGAAGGGGUGAUGCUAAACACAGAGCGGCUGAUCAAGCACGCAGUACAGGAGAGGCUGGCGGUCACCGUGUGCAUCAACAAGAUUGACCGGCUGAUCCUGGAGCUAAAGCUGCCGCCAACUGAUGCUUAUUAUAAGCUGCGCCACAUCGUAGAUGAGGUCAACGGAUUAAUAAGCAUGUACUCCACCGAUGAGAACCUGAUCCUUUCCCCGCUCCUGGGCAACGUCUGCUUCUCCAGCUCCCAGUACAGCAUCUGCUUCACACUCGGCUCCUUUGCCAAGAUCUAUGCUGACACCUUCGGUGACAUUAACUACCAGGAAUUUGCUAAAAGACUCUGGGGUGACAUCUACUUCAACCCCAAAACACGAAAAUUCACAAAAAAGGCCCCAACCAGCAGCUCCCAGAGGAGCUUUGUGGAGUUUAUCUUGGAGCCUCUGUAUAAGAUCCUUGCUCAGGUUGUGGGUGACGUGGACACCAGCCUCCCCAGGACCCUGGAUGAGCUUGGCAUUCAUCUGACCAAAGAAGAGCUUAAGCUGAAUAUCCGCCCCCUGCUCAGGCUGGUCUGCAAAAAAUUCUUUGGUGAAUUCACAGGCUUUGUGGACAUGUGUGUGCAGCAUAUCCCCUCUCCAAAGGUGGGCGCCAAGCCCAAGAUUGAGCACACCUACACUGGCGGUGUGGAUUCUGAUCUCGGCGAGGCCAUGAGCGACUGUGAUCCUGACGGUCCCCUGAUGUGCCACACCACCAAGAUGUACAGCACGGAUGAUGGAGUUCAGUUUCAUGCCUUUGGCCGGGUGCUGAGUGGCACCAUCCAUGCCGGGCAGCCCGUGAAGGUGCUGGGGGAGAACUACACCCUGGAGGAUGAGGAAGACUCCCAGAUAUGCACCGUGGGUCGUCUUUGGAUCUCUGUGGCCAGGUACCACAUUGAGGUGAACCGUGUUCCUGCUGGCAACUGGGUUCUGAUCGAAGGUGUUGAUCAACCAAUUGUGAAGACAGCAACCAUAACUGAACCCCGAGGCAAUGAGGAGGCUCAGAUUUUCCGCCCCUUGAAGUUCAACACCACAUCCGUUAUCAAGAUUGCCGUGGAACCAGUCAACCCCUCAGAGCUACCCAAGAUGCUGGACGGUCUGCGCAAGGUCAACAAGAGCUAUCCAUCCCUCACCACCAAGGUGGAAGAGUCUGGGGAGCACGUGAUUCUAGGUACUGGGGAGCUGUACCUAGACUGUGUGAUGCAUGAUUUACGGAAGAUGUACUCAGAGAUCGACAUCAAGGUGGCUGACCCCGUUGUCACGUUUUGUGAGACGGUGGUGGAGACAUCUUCCCUCAAGUGCUUUGCUGAAACGCCCAAUAAGAAGAAUAAGAUCACCAUGAUUGCUGAGCCUCUCGAGAAGGGCCUCGCCGAGGACAUAGAGAAUGAGGUGGUCCAGAUCACGUGGAACAGGAAGAAACUGGGAGAAUUCUUCCAGACCAAGUACGAUUGGGAUCUGCUGGCUGCCCGUUCUAUCUGGGCUUUUGGCCCUGAUGCCACCGGCCCCAACAUCCUGGUGGAUGAUACCCUGCCUUCUGAGGUGGACAAGGCUCUUCUUGGCUCAGUGAAGGACAGCAUUGUUCAAGGUUUCCAGUGGGGAACCAGGGAGGGGCCCCUCUGUGACGAGUUGAUUCGAAAUGUCAAGUUUAAGAUCCUGGAUGCAGUGGUUGCCCAAGAGCCCUUGCACCGGGGCGGGGGCCAAAUCAUCCCCACGGCCAGGAGAGUUGUCUAUUCUGCCUUCCUCAUGGCCACUCCUCGUCUGAUGGAGCCUUACUACUUCGUGGAGGUCCAGGCCCCUGCAGAUUGUGUCUCUGCUGUGUAUACUGUCCUGGCCAGGCGCAGGGGGCAUGUGACUCAGGAUGCACCCAUCCCAGGCUCCCCUCUCUACACCAUCAAAGCUUUCAUCCCCGCCAUUGACUCUUUUGGCUUUGAGACCGAUCUGCGGACUCACACCCAGGGGCAGGCCUUUUCCUUGUCUGUCUUCCACCAUUGGCAGAUUGUGCCCGGUGAUCCUCUGGACAAGAGCAUUGUCAUCCGUCCCCUGGAGCCACAACCAGCUCCUCACCUGGCCCGAGAAUUCAUGAUCAAAACCCGUCGCAGGAAGGGACUGAGUGAGGAUGUGAGCAUCAGCAAGUUCUUUGAUGAUCCCAUGUUGCUGGAGCUCGCCAAGCAGGAUGUUGUGCUCAAUUACCCCAUGUGAGUGUCGGGACUCCUGGCAGCCCCUGCUCCCUGCAGUGGGCUGUAUCCUGGACUUGAAGCUGGGACCUGGUGUGACCUGGACUCCAUGUUGUCAGAGAGCAUCUGGGAGCUGCUGUGGCCAUUUUUAACAACCUCAAAGCCUCCAACCCAGAGUCCCAACGAGGGAAGAGUAUUUGGCCUCCUGGUUCCUCUGCAGCCUCUGCCUGGCUCCAUUCCCAUGGAACAGAGAAGAGCUCGGGCUCGGAGAAGGAGAAGGGGACAAAGUGUUUAACCCCAAGGGGCCCUGUCUUCAGGAUUUACAUGGAAUUUUUUUUUUUUUUUUUACAAGUUUGACCUUAGACAUGGAUUUUAAAUGAACAGAACAUUCUGACCUCUGCCUUGCUCUGUUCCUUUCAUCCCUACCCCCCCUGCCCCUCCCCCUUUCCUCCAACAGUCUGGUCUUGGCACUUGGGUUCUGAAUGAAUAUAUGUCAUCUCAUGUGAA